This is a messenger RNA of Hyaena hyaena (striped hyena), 1951 nucleotides long. RefSeq names its product DNA polymerase mu (gene POLM). Bases 264 to 1796 code for a protein of 510 amino acids. NCBI's taxonomy places the organism in Eukaryota, Metazoa, Chordata, Mammalia, Carnivora, Hyaenidae. Gene Ontology annotation, molecular function: DNA-directed DNA polymerase activity; DNA binding. Gene Ontology annotation, cellular component: nucleus. The record is from RefSeq and is a predicted model, not a curated record. Gene Ontology annotation, biological process: double-strand break repair via nonhomologous end joining. The transcript has 10 exons.
GUCCCUGGGCCGCACCAAGAACGUCUCGAGUCGUUUAAAUAAAAGGCGUGUCCUCUUGUGCUAUUUGCAUGGAGGAGGGGCCUCGCACGCACCCAGCACGUUGCGGGCCCCCUGCUUCCACAAUGCUCCGGGCUGUAUAAGUUGGCUGGGGCGGGUCCGGCCACAGAAGACUGCCAGGUGCCGCUUCUCCUUUCACCCGGCCUCCGCCACCUUCCGAUCUUCUCGUGCCUUCUUUCCGGCGCCCGCCGGCGGCCACAGCCAGGAUGCUCCCGAAGCGGCGGCGAGCGCCGGUCGGGUCCCCCGGCUGUCCUGCCUCCUCGGGGGCGCGCUUCCCUGGCGUUGCCAUCUACCUGGCUGAGCCGCGCAUGGGCCGCAGCCGCCGGGCCUUCCUCACGCGCCUGGCCCUCUCCAAGGGCUUCCGGGUCCUGGACGCCUACAGCCCCGAGGUGACACAUGUGGUGAUGGAAAAGACCUCAGCGGAGGAGGCCAGCUGCUGGCAGGAGCUCAGGGUGGCAGCAGGCUCUAUCCCUGGCCACACCAGCCCAGCGAUGCUGGACAUAAGCUGGUUUACGGACAGCAUGGCAGCUGGGGAGCCCGUGGCUGUGGAGCCCCGGCACCGCCUGGAGGUGGCCAUGCCUGGGAAAGAGGUGCCAGGCCUGGUGUGGAUGCCACAGUACGCCUGCCAGUGCCCCACACCCCUCACACACCACAACCCCAACCUCACGGAGCCUCUGGAGAUGCUGGCGGAAGCUGCCGGCUUUGAAGGCAGUGAGGGCCGCUUCCUCUCCUUCCGCAGAGCGGCCUCAGUGCUCAAAGCCCUUCCGAGCCAGGUCACAGCCCCGAACCAGCUGCAGGGGCUGCCCCACUUUGGAGAACAUUCCUACAGGGUCGUCCAGGAAGUGCUGGCUCGAGGAGUAUGUGAGGAGGUAGAGAGAAUCCGGUGCUCAGAGAGGUACCAGACCAUGAAGCUUUUCACCGGGAUCUUCGGGGUCGGGGUAAAGACUGCUGACCGGUGGUACCGGGAAGGGCUGCGGACCCUCAACAGCCUCCAAGAGCAGUCCCAGAGGCUGACCCAGCAGCAGAAAGCAGGACUCCGGCACUAUCAGGACCUGAGUGCCCCAGUCCAGUGGCCCGAGGUGGAGGCUCUGCAGCAGGUGGUGGAGGCAGCCGUGGGGCACAUCCUUCCUGGGGCCACCAUCACGCUAGUCGGCGGCUUCCGGAGGGGCAAGUUGCAGGGCCACGAUGUGGACUUCCUCAUCACCCACCCCCAGGAGGGCCGGGAGGCAGGGCUGCUGCCCAGAGUGAUGCACAGACUGGAGAGUCAGGGCCUUGUCCUGUACCACCAGCAUCACCACGGCCACUGUGCAGAUGCCACCUGCCCGUCCCGGCACAACCACGCCAUGGACAGCUUUGAGAUGACCUUCUGUGUCUUCUGCCUGCCUCCACCCCCAGGGGCUGCUGUGGGGGGCACCCAGAGGGCCGUGCGGGUGGACCUGGUGGUGGUCCCUGUCAGCCAGUUCCCCUACGCCCUGCUGGGCUGGACCGGCUCGAAGGUAAAGGGCAUGCUGCUGGGGCCGGGCCAGGGCCUCUGGUCAGUGGCCCCAAUACAGCCUUGCUUUCCGCAGCAUUUCCAGCGGGAGCUGCGCCGCUUCAGCCGGAAGGAGAGAGGGCUGUGGCUGAACAGCCAUGGGCUGUUUGACCCCCAGCAGAAGAAACAUUUCCAUGCAGCUUCGGAGGAAGACAUCUUCAGACACCUGGGCCUGGAGUACCUUCCCCCAGAGCAGAGGAAUGCCUGACCCAGCCACUGGCCCUGUCCGCUCUCUGGGGAGGCAGGCCCUGUAGAUGUCCUUGGCCACCGAAAGUCUCCAGGGCAAAGAUGCACUGUGGCCCCAGGUCCUAACCCCACACCCAGGCCUAGAUAGAAUGAAAUGAGCACACAUAACAAACCAAG